Molecule: messenger RNA, 606 nt
Organism: Colletotrichum lupini
Lineage: Eukaryota; Fungi; Ascomycota; Sordariomycetes; Glomerellales; Glomerellaceae
Exons: 1
Coding region: 1-606 (201 amino acids)
Source: RefSeq, a predicted model, not a curated record
AUGCGCAUCCUUUACCCCAAUUCCGGCUCCCACUCGCGAUAUUGUUCCCAACAGCAUGGGACGGAAGUCUGGGCUCAAAGAAAAGGGAAAACCCACGCACAGGCACUCGCUCAGAACUCUCCAUCGCCGCGGUGCGUCCAAGGACUCCCAGGCCCAAGGAUGAGGGACAGCCCCCCCUCUCCGUGGCCCCCGCCGUUGGAACCUUGGAGGCUUGGGCUUUCCCCUUCAGACCCCACCGAACCACAACUUCAGAGCCCACAACCGCGCCUCGGGGGCUCUGUCUCUCCCUCCCAGGUCUCUCGCUGCCACUUCUGGUUGGCCCGGGUCUCGGAGAUGGAUGGGUCCGGGUCGUUGUGGACCAAGGUAGGUCGUCUUCCUCCCCCCGGACCCCCGCCCACACCACACCUAAUGUUGCCCUUACCCAGAAGCUCAAGCACGUCCAAGGGGGAACAGGAUGGGAACCCAAAGGGAAGAAAAGAGAGAAGAGAGAGGGGGUCAAGCGGUUCACGCGAAUCAAGCCUCGAGGACCGUUGUCUAGCAGUUUUACAGGAUUAUUAUCUAUAUACGAGAUUCAUCCACCAAGAAAGCGGGAAAUGUACUGUCUAG